Enterobius vermicularis (human pinworm) is the source of this 2079-nucleotide messenger RNA. Lineage: Eukaryota; Metazoa; Nematoda; Chromadorea; Rhabditida; Oxyuridae. The record is from the annotation of a GenBank genome assembly.
AUGGUACAAUUACCGGGAGGAACUAAUGAUUCAGUUACUUCGCCAUCAGACGGAGACAAUGAGCUAUGUGCAGAAACUAGAUCAGCCCCUGGAGAUUUAGCUCUUCCAGCGUCAUCAGACGGUUUAGAUAGGCAAGACAAUUACGCUACGCCUUGUUCAUCGACUCUGCCACCGUUUGGUGAUAGUAUCCCCUCUUCUCAAACUGCAAGUAGCAGACCUGUUGGCCAUUACAGAAAUAUAAAUAAUGGCUUCGCAUCGGGUCCUCCGUGGCCGACUCCAAAACGGGAAAAAUCAUGGGCAACCGUUAGGGUCUGGCAAAAACAGCAGCAGAUACAAGCAAUUGAGAAGGAAAUUAAUGUUAUGGCCAAUGAAACUUUAGUUGGAAUACGAAAGUGGAGGCCGUUAUGGUUGCAGAGGUUUAGUUCACUGAAAUGGAUGUUAUUUUGGCUGUGUUGGUAUUGCGCUAUCCAAGGUUUACUUGUCAAUGGUCUGGUGCCUUCUGCAAUCACCAGCAUUGAAACGAGAUUUCAAUUUACUUCUUCAACCAUUGGAAGGAUAAUGCAGUUUUAUGAUUUUGGUUACGUCUUGUUCUGCAUACCUGUUUCGUACUUCGGAGGGCGUCACUCAAAGCCUGUGGUGCUUGCUAUGGGAUUGAUUUUUAUGGCUGCCGGUAGUUUUAUAUUUACGCUUCCACAUACUAUAUCGGAAUCUUAUACCUCGUCUUAUCAUGCGGACGAGCUGAGUCAUAGCAGGUGUGAAACGGGUUAUUUAGAGGGUAUACAAAAUGGAUCUGGUAUUUUAUCAGUAUCAAAAGCAAGUGCUGAAGCCUUAAAAAGUUGUCCCUCUCCAGAAAAUCAGCCUGGUUCAUUUCGUUACGUAUUUUUGUUCUGCCUCGCCCAUUUUCUUCAUGGAAUAGCAGCUACUCCACUCUUCACUUUAGGAGUUAGCUACAUUGAUGAAAACGUUGGGCCAGCUCUUUCUUCUCUUUAUUUAGGGAUAUUUUAUGCUUUUGCAAUAUUUGGCCCCGCUUUUGGUUUCUUGAUGCAGAGCUCUUUUUUGCGCUAUCAUACAGAUUUUCUCCAAGUGGAAUACGAUAAAAUUCGAUUAAAGGAUGAAAUGGAUCCAAAAUGGGUAGGGGCGUGGUGGGUUGGUUUUAUAAUUGCUAGUGCUUUGGCUCUCGCAGCUGUUUUUCCGGUGUUAAGCUUGCCAAAAGUACUUCCAGAAUCGCUCCAGUGGCACCGAACUCGUCUUCAUGAGGAAUCUAUGCUGGGAACUAAAAGACGCACACCUGAGUGUUGUGGGAUUCCGUCAACAAGCAAGACUGCGGCGGUUUGUGGGCCACUGCUGACAAGCAAUCCCGAUGAGAAGGCAAAUGUCCCAACAGUAACAAUAGGCGAUUCUAUGCCAGCAUUACAAAAUAACCGUGGUCCUAUAUGGUAUCAUAUUUGGCUUGAUGUACGACAUAUACCUAUAUCAAUUUAUCGAAUCUUAUGCAGCAGCAGUUAUAUGCUUAUCACAUUGGCAAUGGCUGUAGAUGGUCUUAUACUGGCUGGUGCGUCGACUUUUAUGUCGAAAUAUUUGGAAAGACAGUUCAGUGUCGCUCCAAGUAAAGCAAAUAUGCUUAUUGGUGGCAUAAUGGUACCUAUGGCAGGCAUGGGAACUGUUUUCAGCGGGUUUAUAGUACAAAGGUUUCGGUUGAGCUGUGUCAAAACUUUGAAAUUUUCCAUAACAUUAUUUUUCUUUUCUUUGUUACUUUCUCCAAUGUAUCUGGUAUACUGUGAUCACGACCAGUUAGCUGGCAUUGAAACGCAUUAUCCAGUAGAUGAUUUGCAAAAUUUAUUGAUAAAAAAUUGGACGGAGUUUGAACCAAUGCUCAAAUCAACGUGUAAUAAACGUUGUGAUUGUGUUGAGACUGAGUAUCAUCCGGUGUGCGCAGAAUUAACUUCUGGGAAACAAAUCGCGUUCUUUUCUCCUUGUUUCGCUGGAUGCGAAGAAAAAUACGAUUCGAAAAAUAAGCAAUAUAGCAACUGUUCUUGUGUGCCUGAAAACACGAAACACGGGUAUAGGACUGUAAAACGU